Molecule: messenger RNA, 1279 nt
Organism: Paramecium pentaurelia
Lineage: Eukaryota; Ciliophora; Oligohymenophorea; Peniculida; Parameciidae
Source: the annotation of a GenBank genome assembly
AUGGAAUAAAAUAAAUUAUAAGAGGUUAAUCCAGAUGAUUUAAAUACUAUUUUUAGGGGCAUUCAAUAAGAGAUUGAACAAAAAGAAAACGAUUUAGAGACUACAAUCCCUUAUCUUUUAUCAAAAUACAAAUACUAUAAACUUUAAGAUCAUGAUAAAAAGUUUUAAUUAAUUUAACCAACAGAUUGAUCCGCCGAUUCCUUAUUAGAGUUUCUCAAUUGUUUGAAAAAUGCAAGACUCAAAAUGCAAUCGACUAUAUAUAAAGUAUCAGUGAUAUUUUAAAUUGUGAUGGUUAAAAUCUUCAUUAUAUUCUUAAUAAAAUUCAGAAAAGAUCUGAGGAUUUGAUACAAUUACCAAGUGAAUAUACAAAUUCAUAUUAUGUAAAAAAAUCAAUACCUAAUUGGCAAUUAAAUAUUUAAGAUAAUUAGAGAAUUUAUCAAUUUUAUGAUUAAGAUUUCUGGAAACUCUAUGAUAUUAUGCUAUUAUAAAAGUAAUAAACUAAAUGAUAUUAGAUAGUAUUGUUUAAAUCUUAUCACACUUCAUUAAUCUAAGCAAGAAAAUAUAGACAGGUUGUACAAUUAAAGUUUAGAAAGGAAUUAACGAUUAAAUAAAUAGAAUUUUCAAUCUCCUAUUGAAUUGAAUACUCUAAUAAAUAAAGCCUAAUACCUAAAUACUUUAAAGAUGAAUUAACCAAUCUAAACUAUUUAUAAUAAUAAAGAUAUUAUCAUGUUUGGUAAUAAAAGUCCAAAUAAAAAGGCUAAAAUUAAUAUUAAGCAUUAAUUCUCAGUAAGUUCUUAAAGAUCUUAAAGUAUAGAUCCUAAAUUUUAAGAAUCUGAAAUUAAAAGAAUUAUUGAAACAUAAAAUCUCAAACUUUUUGAUUAGAAUAUUACAAGAAAAAGAAAUAAGGGAAGGAAAGUUUUACAAAAUGAUAAUUAUAUUACAAUCAUUGAUACAUAGUGUUAAGAAAAAAAUAAAUAAAAACUAUCAUAAGAUAUUUAUCUUCCAUACAAAAUUAAUAAAAAAUAAACUGUAAUACUUCCAGAAAUUAAAUCACCUUAUCAAUUUGAUUAGAAUGGUAUCUUUAUAGGAUAUUUAAGAUUCAUUAACCAAGACUAUGUAAAUAUUUGAGAAAAAAGAAUGUUUAACACCUGAUAAAUAUUCUUCUAAAAAAUCUCCAUUGAGUUAAGAUCUAAAUGGAUCAUUUUUUUAAUAAAUUAUACCUUAAUUUAAGAUCAGCACUAGAGACUUUUAAACCAUUCGAGCUUUGAUAGGAAAAUGA